AUGUCCGGACCAGCGCCCGCGUCCGCGCGUCGCGUCGCGCCCGCGGCACCGCCGCGCGCGUUCCCGUCAUCGCGUCCGCGGCGCGCGGGGCCCCGCGCCCCUCGAACGCGCGCGCGCGUCGUCCCCCCAAACAAGGAGUGGCCGCCCGCCGACGUCUGGGAGGAUUUCCGCAAGAACGUCACGGGGGAGUGGACCGGGCACGCCGUCGCCCUCGGCCCGACGGGCGACAUCGUCCCCUUGCCGGACGAGUACGUGCCGAGUAGUUUCAAAGAAUACGGCGUGGGCGUGAACCAGUGGAGCACGCGCGCCACCACGGCGUACGACGGCGACGGGGGCAUCGACGCGGUGGACUCCUUCUCAACCACGACGAGGUACCUGUGGCCCGAGGCUGGAUGCGAGUUCGGGAAGGAGGACGUCGCGGUGACGAGGGGCGGGGACGAUCGCCUGAUGGCGGGCGCGCAGAUGGGCAAGAUGUGCGUCGUGGACGGGGACUACGCGCACGGACCUCUCGUGCUGCCGCCGUGCGAACACGGGUCACGCGUCAAGUUUCAGUUUGGAUUCUCGCAGCGAACGCGGCCCGCCGACGAAACGAGCUCGAACGGACCCAUCAAGCUCACGCUCGACAAGAAAGACGACAUGAAAGGAGGCGACCGCGAGCCCGACCCUAAACCCGCGCGAAGGAUCCGCGUGGAGGUCACCGUGGAGGCCAAGCCCGGGGAGAAACGCGACUGGCGACUGGCCAAGGUGGAGCUCGUCUCCGAGGCUCGAACGGAUGCCAACGGGACGGUCCUCGGUUCGAAUCCGCGCGCCCCCGAACACUCGCCGCGGCUCGGCGAGGACGACAUCGCCACCGGGGAGUGGCGCGCGGUCCAGGGCGCCACGUUUCUGACGUGCGAGUCGCUGUUGGACGACGAGGCGUUCGACCUGAGCUUCGACGACGAGCCUUCGCGACUUAGUAGCCAAUCGUCGGAUGACACGUCGACGUCGGACGGGUUCGACGGCCAAUCGUCGGAUGACACGUCGACGUCGGACGAUGAACGGAUGCGCGUCCGCGUGGGCUCGGGCAAGGGCCGCGCCGGGCGCGGUCGCGUGAAGAAGGGCAAGGGCGGAGAGAAGGUCGGGGAGGAGAAGGGAGGAGGGGAAGACUCUCGCGAGCUCGUGACUCCGACGGUGGUCAAAUCGGCGGCUGAGCUGGAGGCGGAACGGAAGGAACGAAGGCGGAACCGGCCCCCGCCUCAGGGUCUCAUCGUCGUCCCCACGUGGGCGGUGAGUGCAAAGGGGCCGUUCUCGUCGGCGUACGAGUACCUCGUCGGCGGUAAGUCCCCGCUGGUGCUGCUCCCGAUGCGAAUGUGGUGUCUGGUGGAGAGCGUGGGGCGAGACGAGUUACUCGUCGAGGUUGGCGUGUACGCGGGGCCCGGGGGUCUGGACGAGGACUGGCACGACCUGGCUUUAACGGAGGGGGGCGGCAGCGAGCCCAGGAGGGUAGCCGCGAGGAGGUACGAGCGCGGGGGGCGGUUCGCGAGUGCUUUUUUCGUCGAGGAGUCGAGGAUGACGAAGGCGGAACUCGAGCAGGAAAAGGGAGAGGGGGAGGGGGGAAACCCGCUCUACUUCUGA
Micromonas commoda is the source of this 1614-nucleotide messenger RNA. RefSeq lists its product with no specific name. Bases 1 to 1614 code for a protein of 537 amino acids. Lineage: Eukaryota; Viridiplantae; Chlorophyta; Mamiellophyceae; Mamiellales; Mamiellaceae. The record is from RefSeq and is a predicted model, not a curated record. The transcript has a single exon.